Gordionus sp. m RMFG-2023 is the source of this 1076-nucleotide messenger RNA. RefSeq lists its product as uncharacterized. The transcript has 3 exons. The coding region runs from base 1 to 1035 and encodes 344 amino acids. The record is from RefSeq and is a predicted model, not a curated record. NCBI's taxonomy places the organism in Eukaryota, Metazoa, Nematomorpha, Gordioida, Chordodea, Parachordodidae. Gene Ontology annotation, molecular function: calcium ion binding.
AUGAGAGAUAUUGAUGAAUGCAAGCAAGGGAUCUGCCAAAAUGGAGCAUUCUGCGAAGAUCUGUUGCCACCAAGAAUGUUCAAGUGCACAUGUAAGCCUUACACAUACGGAAAAAUUUGCGACAAAGAAUACCCAAAAAGCGAAGAAGGAUUUCAAUGCCAAAGUACUGACAAAUCAAGUUUGAUAAGCUGGGUUCCAGAAGAAAAUUUCAGAAUUUUAGACUAUUUCCCCUUUGGAUUGCGAAACGUGAAGACUAUGAGCCCUAAAAGCUUUAGGAAAUUUGUUUCAUUAAAACUUAAAUUAGAAAGGGGUAUGGACAUUGGUUCAAUGGCAAAAAGUUGGUUAAAAACUCAUGCAACGCACGUAUAUAUUGAUCACGAAAAAGAUCCGACCAUAGUUGAAAGUUUAAGACCUCCACAUUACAUACGAUAUUAUAACGAUUGGGGGUUUAAUUUCAAUUGGGCUCAAACCCACACAGAAUCAGACGUGCCAUUUCAACAUGUAAUAGAGAUGGUAUUUCCUGCCCCAGUAUUAAUAAGAGGUUUUGUGACUCGGGGUGGUUACGAGAAACGUAAUGUAGCUAAAGAUUGCGCUCCUUGCAAACGACUCGUCACAAAGUAUAAAGUAUCUGUAAGGCGCGGAUCUUCGAAAUGGUUCCGCCUGCGUAAUCCUGAUUCAAGUGAAACCGUUUUUGAGGCUUUAUCACCUGGUGAGAUCUCACUCAACUCGGCCGAGGAUUUGAAAAAACUAGACGUUGAUAAACCCCGAUAUAGAGCUGUUAAUCCAGCAGUUACGGCUGAGGCUCUCAGAAUACACGUAGUAGAUUGGUGGCCCAGGGAACUCGACCUAUCUUCACUUUUGACAACUGUCCCUUCGCCUCAUGUAACCGUCAACAGUGACGGUAGAGUCUCUCCAGAGGAACCGCCCCCACCCCAUUUAAUAGAUGUCAAGAAUUUAGGAAGGGAAAGAAUGAUAAGGUCGCAGAACCCUGUGAUGAGGAUCGACGUGAUGGGAUGCCAUGGGAUGAUCGUGUGAAUAGCUGAACGAUUCGGAAAGAAAUAAAGAAAUGGAAUGUG